AUGUCCGAGUCGACUUGGGAAAAGACUAAGCGCUUCUCUAAGAAGGGCUUCGACAAAACAUGGGCCACCGUCGAUAAACUCGGUGCGCCCGUCAAUCGCCUCUCCAACAAGCUAGGUGCUGAGGCUUUUUGGCCUAUGUCCAUUGAUAAAGAAAGCGAUAAGGCUGCACGUAUCCUCCGAAGCUUCUGCAAAGACGGCUUCUAUGCGCCUGAAUCCGAAGUUGGAACAGACGAGAAUGGCAAGAUCAAUCGCCCCAAGGGCAAGCAGAAGGUUAUUCAAAAGAUUCCUUCUAAAGUUAUCCAGAACGCCAAGGGUAUCGCUAUAUUCACCACCAUGCGAACUGGCCUUUGGGUCAGUGGUUCCGGAGGCAGUGGAGUCUUGCUUGGUCGAGUUCCCGAGACUGGUGAAUGGAGUCCACCAUCUGGUAUCAUGCUUCACACCGCUGGUAUUGGUUUCCUGGCUGGUGUCGACAUAUACGACUGUGUUGUGAUUAUAAAUACAUAUGAAGCGCUGGAAGCUUUCAAGAAACUGCGCUGCACUCUCGGUGGAGAAGUCAGUGUCGCCGCUGGCCCUGUUGGCAUGGGCGGCGUACUGGAAUCCGAGGUACAUAAACGCCAGGCCCCAAUAUGGACAUACAUGAAAAGCAAGGGUCUCUACGCCGGCGUUGCAGUCGACGGUACCAUUAUUAUCGAGCGUACAGACGAGAACGAACGAUUUUACGGCGAGCGCAUCUCCGUCACCGACAUCUUGAAUGGCAAAGCACGCCACCCACCAGAAUCGAUCAGCACGCUUCUGCAAACCAUCAAAUCAGCACAGGGAGAUAGAGAUGUCGACGAAACCAUGAUCCCACCACCCGGUGAAACCCCCGGCGACAUCGAUCUUGGAGAAGAAGGCCACCCCUUCGGCGUCCCAGCGGCCGAGGACCCGGACCCGUACGGAGUGAAAGCAUUAGAGGCCGAGGGCAUGUUCAUACGCGAGGCUGGCACGAAGGUGAGGCCGAGCCCCGAAACCUUUGAAUUCCGGCCCAACCCGGGUAGUCCGGUGUAUGCCACAUUUUCACGGCGCAGUCUUGACAGCUCGCCGAGAAAUAGUUGGCGAGGUAGCCUGCAAAGCUACGCUAGCGUGAAUCGCGGCACUCAGACAGACGACCUCCCGCUAACCACCCCUACAUCAGUAAGCCGAGCGUCUUCGCGGAGUGCGAAGGAAUCAACAGAUGUUUCGGCCGCAAACUCAUGGGCUAAAGCCAACUGGGACACAGUGACGACUGAUGGUGGCGAGAGAAAGAUGAAACCGCAAAAGGAAGAGGAUAAGGACUUUGAAGAUGCGAAGAGAGUUAUUGAGCGUGCUGAGAUGGAGAAUGAGAGAGAAGAACAACCAGGUGAUUAUGAGGAGGAUUUCGAAGUUCACGAAGUUAGCAAUGCGACGAUGGCUAAGCAGGAGCGUCGUGCCGAAUCUCCAGUCGAGGAACGCCCCUCUACCGCGGACUCCUCUUCACGCUCAUCCCCUAACUUUACCCGGGCUCGCCUUGUUACUAUCCCCAAACGGCCAGCUCAAACUCCCCCUGCUUUGCCCCCUCGCCACCCUCAUCACACAUGGGGCUCGGGAUCAAGUCGUGAAUCCACCUCUCCUACUGCGCUUUCGCACUCUAGCCGCAGUACUGAGCCAACAGAAGCAGCCGGUGACUCAGUCGACUUCACUGAGUCAACUACCGACUCUUUGCCUUCGAAUGUGAAGAAGCUUCAGACAAACACUGUUCUACCUGCCGUCGUUGACGAGGACGAUUUCGAUGAUGAAGACCUCGCCGAGUCUGAUGUCGAAUUGCCCACCGAGAAAGAUGAGGAAUUCCACUCCGUCAAUGGCGAUUUCGAAGAACACGAGGAAGACCAGGACCAGGGCGAAGACCACACAGAGGAGCAACAGAAGGACCAAACAAAUUGCGGCAAUUCGUUCGAGGCCUUGGCGGAUGACUUUAAUCUCUUAGCCGAAAACCUUGAUUCCAUGGAUAUCGAGAAGCUCGACAGGCCAGAAUUGGAUCCAGUGUCUCAAAACUCCGAAGAAAAGGCUGAGCCCGUCGCCGAAGAAAAAUUCGAACCUAGCCCGGAAACAGAAAGCCUCAAGUUUGAAGCUUUAGAAGCAGCUACUAAGAACCCAAUCGAGCCAAAGUCUGAUGAAUUUGAUCGCAACAAGUCAAUUUCUGAAGACGAGACCCACGACUUGGUCAAUAUCUAUGCUCUUAAUGCUCAAGCUGCCUAA
This is a messenger RNA of Penicillium angulare, 2253 nucleotides long. RefSeq lists its product as uncharacterized. The transcript has a single exon. The coding region runs from base 1 to 2253 and encodes 750 amino acids. NCBI's taxonomy places the organism in Eukaryota, Fungi, Ascomycota, Eurotiomycetes, Eurotiales, Aspergillaceae. The record is from RefSeq and is a predicted model, not a curated record. Gene Ontology annotation, molecular function: phosphatidylinositol binding.